Molecule: messenger RNA, 4530 nt
Organism: Solea solea (common sole)
Lineage: Eukaryota; Metazoa; Chordata; Actinopteri; Pleuronectiformes; Soleidae
Gene: ell2
Product: elongation factor for RNA polymerase II 2
Exons: 12
Coding region: 16-2109 (697 amino acids)
Biological process (GO): transcription elongation by RNA polymerase II; positive regulation of transcription elongation by RNA polymerase II; snRNA transcription by RNA polymerase II
Cellular component (GO): transcription elongation factor complex
Molecular function (GO): cis-regulatory region sequence-specific DNA binding
Source: RefSeq, a predicted model, not a curated record
AGUGUGGGUUGCUAAAUGCUCCAGCCUCACAGGGACGAUGGUGGAGGGCUGCUAAAGAUGGCGGCGCUGUCUGAGGAUGGGAGGUACGGAUUAAAUUGUGGCCAACAGAGCGCCGACAGAGUCACCGUGCUCCACGUCAAAUUGACCGAGACGGCGUUGAGAGCGAUAGAGAGCUACCAAAGCUGUGUGAACGUACCUUCCUCGCAGCCAACAAUACAAUUUAAGGGACUUCAAGGGCGCAUUAAAAUUCCCAAGACCAAUUCCUCAUCAGACACCUUCAACAUUUUUGAUUUCUACCUGUCCAAUGUGGGCAAGGACAACCCUCAGGGAAGCUUUGAGUGCAUCCGUCAGUAUGCACCAAGUUCAGGGGCCUCACACCUGGCAUUAUUGGCAACAGUACAGGACAAGGUCACGGUGUGCGCCACAAAUGACUCCUAUCAGGUGACCCGGGAACGCAUGACACAAGCCGCAGAGGACACGCGUGAACGUGGGACCAAAGUCAUCAAACCUGGGGGCCAGUACAGAGGAAAACAAGUCCAUAUACGUAAGCCUGCACUAUCAACCCCAGAAGUGGUCCCGGAGCGCAAGCGCUCCACACCCAUUAACCCAGCCAACACGAUUCGCAAGUGCCUUUCAAAUAACCCUGUGUCCCAGCGGCCGUUUCGGGAUCGCCUCAUCCACCUGCUGGCGCUGAGGUCCUACAAGAAGCUGGAAGUGCUCGCCCGUUUGCAGCGGGAUGGUAUCAACCAGAAGGACCGGAACUCUUUAGGGAGUACCUUGCAACAGGUUGCCAACCUGAACCCAAAGGACAACACAUAUUCUUUAAAGGACUUUAUUUAUCGUGAUGUCCAGCGAGACUGGCCUGGUUAUUCUGAAGAUGACAAAACCCAGGUUGACCGGAUCAUAGCUCGCAAAUUAGGUCUUCCUACUGAGACACUUUCAUCAAACAGUCCUCCCAAAGACGCUGUCCCCACUUCCCCCCAGAAACGCCAGCCAGACUUUGACUUCAUUGAUCCACUGGCGCCCAAGAAAGCCCGCAUCUCGCACCUCAGCAAUCGAGGGCCAGCUGCAUCUUCAUCCUCCUCCUCUGACCGCCAUGAGGAAGAGGGCAGCCCCAGCUCUAAAAGCUCGUCCCUACCCUCAAAUGUCACGUCGGGCCCUCCCACCCAUCUCCCCAUUUCCUCUCACCCUCCAGCACUCUCUCACCAGCAGCCCAGCCCCGCCUCCAACUCCCACUCACCCAGCACCCCGGAGGGCUGUGGCACCCAGGAUCUGCCCACAGAUCAGAGCUCCUCCUGCAGAGACCCUUCAACAAGCCCCUUCUCCUCUGACAGGACCCUGCAAGACCGCUUUGGGCACCCAGUCCCCAUUCCUAGACCAGCCUCCUCCCCCAGCCCUCCUCCUCCUCCUCCUCGCACCUCACUGACAGUGACCUCCACGGUCAUCACCAGCCCACCUUUGUCCAGCAGCACUAACAAGAAGGUCAAAAAGAAAUCCAAGAAGCACAAGGACAAGGAUCGAGAAAAGGAGAAAGGGAAACGUAUGGAAAGAGCCAAUGGAACGCCUCCGCCUGCUCCUCCUCCACCACCACCACCUCCUCCUCCUCCCAGUGUGGUGGAGCUGGUGGAUGAGAGUCGUAAAGCCAAAAACAGGCAUGGUGCUGAGGAGGAAAGGAGAGGUGUCAUCGACAAACAUCCUCACAAACAUCAAGAUAAAGACAAGCCAGUCCAGUCCACUGAAUUUUCCUCCGCGAUUGAGAUGCCAGACUACAUAGUGAAGUAUACAUCACUGGUGUCCAUGGACCAGCGGCAGAGCUACAAGGACGACUUUAACGCAGAGUAUGAUGAGUACCGUCAGCUGCACGCCCGUGUGGAGGGCAUCACCCGCCGCUUCACCCAGCUGGAUACCCAGUGCCGGAAGCUUUCACCUGGCACCAAAGAGUACCAGAAAGUGCAGGAAGAGGUGAUGAAAGAGUACAAGAAGAUGAAACAACACAGCCCCAACUACCACGAGGAGAAACAACGCUGCGAGUACCUGCACAACAAGUUGGCCCACAUCAAGCGGCUAAUAGCUGAUUUUGACCAGCGCAGAGCUCAGGCCUGGUGCUGAGAGGCACAGCACACCACAUCCUCACUGAUCAGUAUUUGAGAGCAGGAGGGGGCGUCCAACUGACUCUGAAUCAUGAAAUCCCCCUUCAGUUACUGCCUCCACCACACACACACACACACACACACACACACCCUCCCCUCUCCUUCCUUUCCCUUCUCUUCCCUCUUCACUCCUUCCUUCUUUAUCUGAUCUUUGAUUCCACAGGUGUCAUCGUUGCCUGCAAUCUUCAAAAUCUCACUUUUAGUUUUUUCCUCUCUUUCAUCUUUGGCUUUUCUCACUGAGCUCCUGUUGAAUUCCAGACCACUGGAUUAGUGAAAGGAGCAGCCUGCAUGUGUGACGGGGAUCUUUAUUUUAUUUUAUUUUAUUUUAUUUUAUCUUAUGUUUGGGGGGGAGGGGACGCUUAAACUCUUCAAUCUUUUGAGGAACUUAAUCUUGACACAAAAAAAAGAACAAAAAAUGUGUUUUUGAGCAUCUGAGAAAAUAUUAACCUGUAUUUAAGUAAAAAAAAAAAAAAGAAAAAGAGAGAGGGAUAUCUAUUUAUUUUGGGACUCGUAGUGCGAAAGGAGUCCACAGAUGAUAUAUUGUUUAAUUUUUCUUGAAAACAAUGCAAAAAAAGCGACCGCAGCCUUAUGUGUUAUGACUUUUUGAAGCCAUUUUGCACGGAAGAUUCAUCAUGGCCUCUCAUUGAUGUCUCUCCCGGCUCGUUUCCUCUCUCUAUACACAACUGUACUGGAUAACUCUGCUUCAACACGCGGGCGGCAGCGCUGAGGUUGAGGCUGCUGUAGAAGGGAAUGAGACGGGAUGGAGAGAAGUCCACUGAGCCCACUGAGAGGCAACAUCAGUAUGUGUGCAUGGAUUGUAAAUUUUGUUGUAAUGACCACAUGAGGUGGCACUAGGGGGGAAUAAAUGGGAGUAUGAUCCCUCCCAUCAGUGGGGGAGGCAGUAUUUCUUGCACCACCAGUGUCCACGGUGCAUUAUGGGUGCCUUAAGGUGUUUACGCUCAAAUUUCUCAAGUUGGGCCGAUCUUCAGUGGCCACGAGCCACACAAAGUACUACAACUUCCUGGGAACAGGUUGUGUCUGUGUGUGUGUGUGUAUGUAUGUGUAUGUGUGUGUAUGUGUUAGAAAGAUGUGUGAAAGGAAAUUAAAAAAAAGUGAGAAAUAUGAAAAAGAAAAAAAAAGCUGCUACGGUGUUUGUCCAGCCUGACAUGGCUGCAGUAACAGAGCCUGAUCUUAAAUGAAGAGAUGUAGAAGAUCCUUGUUUUUUUCCAGCGUGGUUAAACUCUGGAAAAGACUGAAGUGAAACCUCUUCAGCUUUAACCCGCUGCAAACACUCUUUGUCUUUUCUGUUUUUUAUAAAGAAGCAAAAAUGCGUCAUCCACCAGAAAACUGAUCUGUAUCUCAGCAGAAACUAUAUUUGACUCUCAGUUUGAGUUCUGCACAGUAGUGAAAGUGUUUUGUUUUUUUUCAGCAUUGAUACCGAUUGAGUUUAAUGGGUGGAUGAUUGACUUAAAUUUUUAUUUCAACAAGGGAAAAAAAAAAUCUGUUGACAAACCUGUGUUAGAAUGUUUUCCGACAAAUUAAAGAGAGUUUUCUGGUUCAGCAUCCUGGAGUAAAAUGUGUGAUUUAGGCUUCAUUUUGAGGAAACACAAAUACUGGAAUUGGUUUAAUUUACUGGAAACUUAAAAAAAACAAAAAGAAAAUGAAAUUAAAGUGUAUUAUUCCACUUUUAUUGUGGUCACUUCCCUCCGGACACUGUAACAAAGUAUUUGUUCUGCUUAAGUGGACAUGGGAAGGACGUGUGUCCUGUUUUGGGGGGAAAAAAAGUGUCACAAAAGAGGAAUUGAAGCAAAUAUUGACUUGUUCUUUUCACAUGUUUUGAUUUGGGCAUUCUGUCAAACAGUCGGUCUCUGCAGCAGACUGUCUGCGUUGGUCGUCUGUCACAGUCAUCGCUUGUUGUCACUUCAGUUGUAUUUUGGACAUAAAAUCAGCACUUUUGGAGAGCGUCCCUCACAAAAGCAUGUGAAAUAUGUGGAGACUACUUAAGAGUCAUGCUUACUACACCUGUGGGCAACAGGGUCAGUGUUGGAAAGUUGGAAGUUUUGUCCUGUUUUCCCUUGUAGUGGUCGUUUCCCAGAAUUUAGAGCUUUGCAAAGGACAAACGUUGACAGAUUGUCGGAGGCCAGAGUUUUUCCAUAAGGCCUUCAAACUAAGUGUUGCCUGUCACAGCCUUCCAAAGAUUACUGUCUUUAUUGAAAACAGAUUUAAUGAACAACAUGAAUGAGCCUGAAGUCAUUUAUCGUGGUUAAAGCAAAAGGAAGAAGAGGAAGUGAUAAAGUCCACUGAAAACGGUGAAUUCUGAGUAACAACUUCCUGCCUGACAAAUGUACCGACACUUCAAUAAAGAAAUCACAAGUUGAAA